CCCUAUGCGCUACGAACUCGUCCUUAUCAGCUUAUUGCCGAUUCGUGUAUGGAAAACGGUUCUUCUCUAGGUAUAGUGUUGGACAAAGGAGAACAGAUGGGGCUUCAAGUAUUGGAGACGAAGAUGUGAAGGGACAACUUAUGACCAAAGCUCUUUUAUCUAUAUUAAAGCACCGCACUAUCGACAAAGCGGUGGAACGCUGUGAGUUGUCUAUUGUAGAGGGUGCAGCACCCGACGAAGAACAAGGUGGUAUAGAGGACGAUCAUGACACAUUGGAAAGCAAGUUGAUAGUUCGUUUACACUGCAAGCAUGGAGUUGUUAAAACACAUCGUUUACUCCUACAGACUCCAACAUCAUUAUUGUCCCCUGGUAGCCCAGACCCUGCAACUGAAUCUCGUCUGACAAUCGGACCCAGAGCGAUCAGAGAUAUCACAGAGCAUUU
Serpula lacrymans var. lacrymans S7.9 is the source of this 442-nucleotide messenger RNA. RefSeq lists its product as uncharacterized. Gene Ontology annotation, biological process: DNA replication checkpoint signaling; mitotic intra-S DNA damage checkpoint signaling; DNA repair. The transcript has 3 exons. The record is from RefSeq and is a predicted model, not a curated record. Gene Ontology annotation, cellular component: checkpoint clamp complex. NCBI's taxonomy places the organism in Eukaryota, Fungi, Basidiomycota, Agaricomycetes, Boletales, Serpulaceae. The annotation marks the transcript as partial.